AUGGAUGGCGUCGCCGGUACGAUCAUUGAAAUGCCUGAUGGAUGUGGUCCUAUAACCUAUGCGGUGGCCCACGAGGUAUCCGUCUUAGAGGAUCAAACGUUGCCGGAUCAUUUAUCUUAUCUUUUAAAUGCGAUGGUUAAAGAGUUGAUAUUCGAUUAUGACUUUGGCCUUGUGAAGCGCGACUUAGGCAAAAUUUACUUCCGCGCCGACUAUGUAAAUAUUGGUGGAUACUGGGAGACUAUGGUCGAUAAGGCAAAUUCUAAGCGGUCCCUAACGCGUCGCUUCUAUAGCAGUGUAGAUGGUGAUUGGGGUGAUAAGUUUGCCACUGUUCGCGAGAAAGGAUCUAGUAAGGGAAGUUCUUUUAGCACGAAGUUUACCUAG
Penicillium odoratum is the source of this 381-nucleotide messenger RNA. RefSeq lists its product as uncharacterized. The transcript has a single exon. The record is from RefSeq and is a predicted model, not a curated record. Lineage: Eukaryota; Fungi; Ascomycota; Eurotiomycetes; Eurotiales; Aspergillaceae. The coding region runs from base 1 to 381 and encodes 126 amino acids.